Molecule: messenger RNA, 4946 nt
Organism: Anolis carolinensis (green anole)
Lineage: Eukaryota; Metazoa; Chordata; Lepidosauria; Squamata; Anolidae
Gene: capn13
Product: calpain 13
Exons: 16
Coding region: 1378-2778 (466 amino acids)
Biological process (GO): proteolysis
Cellular component (GO): cytoplasm
Molecular function (GO): calcium-dependent cysteine-type endopeptidase activity
Source: RefSeq, a predicted model, not a curated record
CUUUGAUGGUCCAUGAUGAUCAUCCACAGCCGGUUGCCAAGGUUCUGCAUUUCAUGGAUUUUCUUGAAGAUCUCUAUAAAAUAAAAACCAUAAUAACUUGUGGUACCAACUUGUCUAUAUCACCUCACAAACAUUUAUAAAUAAUAAUUUAAUUCAUCAGGUACACAAAGUGUUACUCUGGAGUAUACACCCACACACAUGUAAUUCAAGAUAAUAUGUCAUAUAUAUUAAGAAUGGAACUGUAUAGCAAAAGUGCUUUUGGUCUAAUGCAGGUAUCAUCAGUAAAGUUGCUAUCAAAGAUAAAAAUGGGUUCUCUUCUUGAGGUGGUUAUACUGUGCUUCCUCGAAAAUAAGACAGUGUCUUAUAUUAAUUUUUGCUCCCAGAGAUGCGCUAGGUCUUAUUUUCAGGGGAUGUCUUAUUUUUCCAUGAAGAAGAAUUCAAAUUUAUUGUUGAACAGAAAAUGAACAUUUAUUAUAUACUGUACAGUAGUUGUCAUCACAAACCAGCAUAACCAAACAAACUGUGAAUCCUAUCAAGCAUUUCUUGUUACUACCAUUAUUUCCAUGUAUAACAAUCUAUGGUACGAAUAUUUACCAUUCCUGCAUGUUCUGGUGUUCUGUUCGGCAGGCAUGCUUCCAAACAAAAACUUUGUUAGGUCUUAAUUUCGGGGGAGGCCUUACAUUUAGCAAUUCAGCAAAACUUCUACUAGUUUCAGGGGAUGUCUUAUUUUUGGGGAAACAGGGUAAUUAAUGUACCAUUAUUUAUUUUUAAUAAUAAAAAACUAAAAAUGAGGCAGUGAGGUUAUUUGUCUGAUACUGGGACAAGCAUUUACCUUUAAUACAUAUUCACACAAAUACGUCUCCAUUUCCUGGUAGAGUUCUGAGGAAAGCCAAUUACAGUAAUUCACAAAUUAUUAUUGGUAGUGAAACAUUAGCCAUCAUAAUAGGUCAAACUGAUUUUUGAAACCAGAUAAAGGGAUUGCAUAAAAACACUUGAAAGAAGCAGGAAGCUAGUAUAUGCUAUUGUUGAUGUUCCUUUGUUUCUCUCUAACCUUGGCCCUGCAUUUGUGUUCACCCUGGCAGUGUUUACUCAAGGCGUUUUUGCACAUGCUACUCCUGCUAUGAAGUCAGUUUAUUUGUCACGUCACAGGAGUUAUACAGCAAAUAUUUACUUACUAGAAGUUUUAAUGCACAAAACAUCAAUUUGUUUUUGUGCCUCUGAAGGGAUACAACUGGAGAAAGAGGAGCACUGACACCUGAAGAACUCUGCACAGAAACAUCAAAGGCAUUGACUUUUACCCGUGAUAUAAAUAAUCGAGGCACUAGGUUGCUUGGAAGAGUUUUGAGGGUAAAAGAGUAAUGAUUUACAUGGAUUCAGAUGGGAUUACUCUUCUGUAAAGAAUCUCGCAGUGAAAUGGAACAGGACUGGAACCUGCCUUCUAACCUGUAUCAAAAUAAAUUUGAGCAAAAGUCAGAGAAAAUUGGAAGCCUGUCUUUUCCUCGGAAAUUUGAGAACCAGGACUUUGUUUACUUGACAGACUAUUGCUUGAAGCAUGGCAUACUUUUUGAAGAUGAUACGUUCCCUGCACAUUACAGUUCUAUUGGGCCUAAAGUCCUCCCAGAAGACAAGUUGCGCCGAAUAAAGUGGCUGAGACCAAUUGAUAUAAUGAGGUACCCCCGUUUAUUUGUGGAUGGUGUGAACAGAGCUGAUAUUCUUCAAGGACAAAUUGGUGAUUGUUGGGUCCUAGCAGCCCUGGGUUCUUUGACCCGGCAACAGCGGUUCCUGAAAAAUGUUAUUCCAAAAGACCAAGGAUUCGAAGACAGCUAUGCAGGGAUUUUCCAUUUUCGGUUCUGGCAGUUUGGAGACUGGGUGGACGUGGUGAUAGAUGACCGACUUCCUUUUCUUGAUGACAAUUUCUUAUUUGUCCAUCCUCGCAGCAAAAAUGAAUUUUGGCCACCCUUGCUUGAAAAGGCCUAUGCCAAAUUGCGUGGUUCCUAUACAAAUUUGGACCAGGGUUACCUUACAGAAGCUUUGGUGGACUUCACUGGUGGAGUUGAGAUGCCUUUUAACCUUAAGAACCCUCCUGAUUCUCUAUUUGAGAUGCUAAAAACAGCUGCAGAGUCCGGCUGCCUUAUGGGAUGCACCACUCCUAAAGGAAAGUUUCCAGGAAAUAUACAAUUGGAGAAUGGGAUUGUGCAGCUUCAUGCUUACACUGUCAUAUGGGCAACAGAGGUACCCUAUAUGGAUGGGAAGGAACGUUUAGUCAGACUUUGGAAUCCGUAUGGUAAUACAGAAUGGAAAGGCGCUUGGAGUGAUCGUUCUGUGGAGUGGCAGCACGUUCCAAUACCGUACAGGAAAAAACUCUAUGAGGAUAAGGAUGAUGGCGAGUUUUGGAUAUCUUAUAAAGAUUUCAGAGACAACUUUUCAUUCCUGAUUAUUUGCAACGAUGUGCCAACAUGCCUGGACUCUGGAGAACAGAGGAACACUACUUGGUCUGUGGAUAAGCAUGUCAACAAAUUUUCAGGAGCCUCUCUAGGAAACAGUUAUUAUGAAGAUAUCCUUUCCAGAAAUCCUCAGUAUUUCAUCCAGGUCCCAGAGCCUGAAAUGAAGAACUACAAUCUUGUAGUAGCACUUUCACAGGAUCCUAGAAAUGAUACGGACAGGGUACACAUUGGCUUUGUAAUUGUUAGGAUCACGUCAGAGGUAAGUUAUUUGUUUUCAUUUUCUUUUAUCAAAUUUUGGCCAUUUCUUAUGAGUGCAGGUUUUAAUACAAACUAGCAGUCACUUUUCCUAAGAUUAUAACAUAAGCCUUUGGCUUCUAAUUGUUCAUGUAAAUGACAUCUUGGCUAGGUUUUUUUCAUGUGUAGUCCAAUUAUAGCUUUAAAAAAUCAGCAGAAUGGAUUAGGGCUAUGUCUUCCCUUUCACCAUGGCGGUUGGCUGGAGAGUGUCUCUGUUUUGUGAACAUUUUUGUUGAUAUCAGCAAAACUAUCUACAGACAGACAGGAGCUCUUUGGAACUCUCCAGAUAGCUGCCAGAUAGUUCCAGACAGCUGGAAAUGAUAGGACAGGUAAGGAUGACAGACCAGUGGGACUGAAAUGGUUUUGGCCUAUCCGGAUUCCCCCUCCCUACCACUGCCAUUGCCCAGGGUGGAGUUUCUGAACAGCCCCAUGGCACCUGGGGCCAGUCCCGAGCAUUUCAGCUCCAGACUGUCCCCAGAUUUUGGUAUGGAUCUAGAUGAGACCUCUGUCCUUUUUCUAUAUCCCUUUCCUAAUGAUGUGUUUUAGCUGCAUUGUGCCCUUACCUCGAGCCUCGAAGAGAGGCUGGUAAAAAUUAUUAAGAAUAAGAAUAAGAAAAUAUUUAUAAUCAGAUCAGAGAAUAUAAAGAGUUUACUAGGUAGGAAUCCAAAUUUAACCAUUUUUCUUUUAUUUUUGUAAGCUUCUUGGAGUUCCAGAACUUUGGAAAAAAUUGGGAUAUAAAUCAGGCAUGGGCAAACUUCGACCCUCCAGGUGUUUUGGACGUCAACUCCCACAACUCUUUGUGACCGCAUCUCCCCCAUUUGCCCACAAAAUCCCAAACAUAUAAAUUUAGUUAGUGGACUUUACUGGAGGGAAAGUGAAACAUAAUUUUGUGUAUUAGUAUAUUACUGCCAAAUAUCAAUGCAGUAGUCUAAAAGAACAGAUUUUUAUUUCCGGCAACAGUUAUACAAAUUAAAUCAUAUUAUAAAGACAUAAGGUGACCAGUUAAAAAUUUUCCUAUUAUAAUAACAUUCUAAGUGUCCAGGUCAAAAGAAACACAUGAAAGGUGUGAUUACUUUCAAAGAGGCUAUUUCCAUCUAGGUUUGAUGAAUUUUUAAUGCAUUAUAUUUUUAAAAAUUCAGACACCUCUUACAUUCCCCUUUAAAAUUCAACUCCUUUAUAUCGUUUCAAGAUAACAGUUUAUAUUCUCUUUUUUCCUCUUCAAAAAAGGCAUGGCUCAUAAAUUAUUGUGCCACUGUGUGUAACCAUUCUAAAUGGGAUUUAUACACUCCAGUGUAUUUGUAAGAAUAUGUUUAGUCAGGGUUUUUUAUUAUGCUGUCUUUACAUGUCAUCACCAUAAUAGCUGUUGCAUUUUAUUUAUUGUUAUAUCUUGAUGAAAAUAUUGGAACAGCAACAAAUGAGGUGGGCUAUGUUACUUUCUAAUGGUAAUGGAUGUAAGGUUCUCUGUGUUCAAGAAAGUAUAAAGAUGUAAAUAGAAUCUUCAAAUGAUUUCCGAACAAUCUUGGUGACAAUCCCGAGCCUUUUGUGGAUUACAUACAAUACAAUCCUAUGUAUAUCUACAUGGAAGUAAGUCCUAGCAUGUUCAACUCAUUUUUUUCUUCCAGGUUAACACGUGUGGGACUCUGCUAUAGCAUUCUUUUAUGGGGCUUUAAACUCCAUACAAUGACUAGUUCAGUGUUUAUUUCAGGAUGACAAAGAGGUAGCCACACAAAAGACUGUAAAUACUUACUUUUUCCAUUUCAAAUUCUGAUGUCCUAUGGAUAAAUAAAUUGGAUGAGGAUGCUCUUCAUGGUUAAUUAUUUCAGCUUGGCUGAUCAUUUCCUCUUGGUUGCAUCUUAGGGCAAAACCAUACUUAACUCUACUAGGCUUCAGCCACAGCGAGAUGUUGUUAAUUGCUUUUACUUGAGCCCUGGGACUUACAUCAUUAUUCCAACUACAACACAAGAAGGUGAAGGGACCGAGUUCCUCCUACGAACCUUUCUAAAGAGUCAGAACAACUUCAGUUUUGAUCCCGUUCCUAGAGAAGGAAAAAGCGAAUUCCCUCUGGCAGUGACAAAGGAUCUACACAAGUGGAAUCAAGAUAACUCCUACAAAACCAUCUUCCUAAAAUAUGCUAAUCAGAGCUCAUUCCUCGAUGCUUCACAGUUACAAAGAAUUCUCAAUGAAGUACUCCUGAAAGAUCUAAUGGCC